UGCGCCGAUCUCUCACCCAUAUUCGGCAACUCUCCUUGCGCUACGGGUCUGGUGGAGUCUUAGGAGGCGAAGAAGAAGAGAAAACCGCUUAAAAAAAGCAGUAGAGCCACUUUCAUGGGUUCCCGUCCAUCCAUCCAUCCACCCAGAGACAGGGGCAUGAGAUAGUUGUCGUCGAAAACCUUUGUAGUGAUACUCAUUUCCAACUAUUCUGCAGAAAAACAGGGGAAGAAGAUCCUGGGGCUUGUCCCGUUUCUUCUGGACGACUAGGUGGUUUUUUUUUCCUGAAGCUGAAUCCCUCGAGGACGGAUGGUGAAAAAUAGAUGACCGGGUCUGCCAGACACUCCAAACCCAGCUCUCAAAGUCCUUGAUAAUACGGAUUCUCGUUCUUGGUGGUCCUUCUUCUCUUCUUCUUCAUGGAACGGCCAUUGCUGGCCUUAAUCUUUGUGUUCUUGGAGAUCAUAGGAUCUUCUUCGCAGGAUCUUUCGACUGUGCCAGUCUUUCCUCCCCCUCCUCCAUCACUGCCCUCUCCGCCCCCUCCACCGCCCCCACCUCCUUCUCCUUCUCCUCCUCCUCCUCCUCCUCCUCCUCCUCCUCCUCCUCCUCCUUCCUUGUCGCCGCCUCCACCGCCGCUAUCAGCCCCACGGCCUCCACCACCACCACCACCUCGACAGCCGCAAGCCCCUCAUGGAGCGGUCAACUCCACCACAGGCGCAGUUUCAGGUUCUACAAAUUCUAGGUCUGCGCCUCCACCUCCUCGGCGUCACCAAUCUCCUCCUCACCGUAAUGGACGGCAACCCAAUGGGACUGGAAAGGCCCCUAUACGGAAGAUCAAUCUGGGGAAGAAGAUCGGGCUGUUGUUUGCUGGGAUCGCCUCGAUAUUGCAGGUCGCUGUCCUGGGAUUUCUAGUUCUAAAGAGACGGGAGAUUUCAAAAAUUAAGGACACACAGUGACACUUGAAUCUCCUUGUUGGUUGCUUUGGGAGAAUCCAAACUCUCUCUUGUUAUUCUCCUCCUUGGUGGGAGUGGGACGGUCGCGAACUGCAGAGGCGUUCGAGUUUGAUCCAUUGAUUGGGAUUCUUUUGGUGAUUUAGGUGCGAAUGGAGAAGGAUAUGUAUAAACGAGCAGCUCUCCAUUCUGUAAAUUGGUAAAAUAUGCGGCAUUUUCCCUCAUUUUGUUAUCUGUUUCUUUUCCUUCCCCACACCCCCAACUUUUCCCCGUUUUUCUACAUGAUUGGUAAUUCAAGGCAGAACAGAGAUUUCUCUCUUCUUCA
Molecule: messenger RNA, 1269 nt
Organism: Macadamia integrifolia
Lineage: Eukaryota; Viridiplantae; Streptophyta; Magnoliopsida; Proteales; Proteaceae
Product: neural Wiskott-Aldrich syndrome protein-like
Exons: 1
Coding region: 414-950 (178 amino acids)
Source: RefSeq, a predicted model, not a curated record